AUGGCGCCAUUAGCGCUAGCGGCCGGCACGGCGCAUCGUCGUCGGAAAUGGCCAGAAGCGCGUCCUCUCGUCGCUGGACGCGUUACACGCAAAGCGCUGGUGCUUAUAAAGGAGCUGAAAACGAAGCCGCCUGCUAACGAGGAUGAGCUGCAUCAGAGGCUCGAAAAUAUAUACAUUUGUGUUGCGUCGCCAUCCCCCAUCCCCCCUGCCUUCCCCCAUCCAUCCUGCCUUCCCCCAUCCCCCCUGCCUUUUCCCAUCGCCUUGCCUUCCCCCAUCUCCCCUGCCUUCCCCUAUCCCCCCUGCCUUUCCCCAUCCCCCCUGCUUUCCCCCAUCCCCCCUGCCUUCCCCCAUCCCCCCUGCCUUCCCCCAUCCCCUCUGCCUUUCCCCAUCCCCCGUGCCUUUCCCCAUCCCCCCUGCCUUCCCCCAUCUCCCCUGCCUUCCCCUAUCCCCCCUGCCUUUCCCCAUCCCCCCUGCUUUCCCCCAUCCCCCCUGCCUUCCCCCAUUCCCCCUGCCUUCCCCCAUCCCCUCUGCCUUUCCCCAUCCCCCGUGCCUUUCCCCAUCCCCCCUGCCUUCCCCCAUCCCCCCUGCCGUCCCUCUUGUGCAUGUCUGCGUUUGUGGCCCACCCACCCCAUCCGAUCAGCUGGCUGGGUGAAGGGCGUGCGGCCGCACCGCCGAGAUCUGAUCGACACGAUUAAAGAGAUGGACACGGCUGAUACCAGGGAGCUGCUGUGCCAGGUCAUGCAGUGGUCUCUAUCGGAGGAAUGGUACGAGGCUGACGCCCGGGACUACACGAAGCUGGUGGAGAGGUUCGGCAAGGACGGGCGGCUGGGGGAGAUGGAGCGAGCGUUCACAGGCAUGGAGGCGGAUGGGAUAGCUCCAGAUUUGAUCUCCUUCUCUGUGAAGAUUAACGCUUAUGGGCGAGCCAAGGAGGUGGAAAAGGCCAAGGCAGCGUGGGAAGAAAUGAGGCUACGAGGCAUAACCCCCGACGCCAAGGCAUACACCACCAUGAUGACCGUCUAUGGGAAGGCAGGGCAGCCAGACAAGGCGGAGCAGCUGCUAGACGCCAUGCUCGCUGCUGCCUGCAAGCCCUCUCCUGUCACUCUCUGCUCGCUGGUUACUGCUUAUGGGCUGGCCGGUCGCCCUGACGACGCCCAGAGGGUGUUUGACAAAGUGCUGCAGACCACAACUGUGUGUGGCAAGGCAGGGCAGCCAUACAAGGCAUACACCACCAUGAUGACCGUCUAUGGCAAGGCAGGGCAGCCAGGCAAGGCGGAGCAGCUGCUAGACGCCAUGCUCGCUGCUGCCUGCAAGCCCUCUCCUGUCACUCUCUGCUCGCUCGUCAUGGCUUAUGGGCUGGCCGGUCGCCCUGACGACGCCCAGAGGGUGUUUGACAAACUGCUGGCCCAGACCGACAUUAAACCGGACUGCCAUGUAUUCACGGCCCUGUCAGCAGCCUUCGGAUUGAACGGGCGCACAGACGAGGCAGUAGCAGCGUUCAAGCGCAUGCUGGCUGCGGGGCUGGCCCCUGAUGACCGCUCUGUGGCCCGGCUGGUGGAGGCCCAUGGCAGCAUGGACAGGCAGCUGGACCGACAGCUGGCGCUGCUGGCUGGAGGGGUGGAGGGAGGAGCAGAGGGAGGAGCAGCGGGAGGCGAGGAGGGAGGAGAGGAGGGAGGGGAGGGGAGGAGAGGGGAAGAGGGGGUGGGAGUGGGGAGGAGGGAGGCGAGUGAGGAGGAGAAGCUGAGGCAGGCAGUGAGGCUGGUGUUGGAGCUGGAGAGAGCGGGCAUCAGGCCAGGCGUGGAGACCUACACUGCUCUCAUCUCACUGUUUGCCAGCCACGGGUUGGUGAAUCUGGUGUUGCAGCUGGAAGGAGCGGGCAUCAGGACUGGCAUGGAGAUCUACACUGCAUUCAUCUCCCUCUCCCCUUCUCGCAUCACCACUGCUUCCAUCCAAAAUCUUUUGAGGGAAGCAGCAGAGGUGUUUGAGGAGAUGCAGAGGGUGGGGUUGCAGCCCAAUGCCAGAACAUACACUCGCCUUUUCCAGGCCUACGCGCUGGCAGGGGACUUGGACAGCUGCUCCCAGGUUCGGAAGACGAUGCAGGUGCUGGGGUGGACACUCAACCCACCCAUAGUGCGGGGCAUGGUUCGUGCACUAGUGGCAGGGGGGCAGGGUGGUGCUGCUGCAGAGCUUGUGAGAGAGGCGGAGGAGGAGGAAGGGGUGGCGGUUGAUGGGGAUGUGAAGGAAAUGGCUCAGUCGCAUGCAAGGGAGAUGGUGCAUUGA
Closterium sp. NIES-65 is the source of this 2277-nucleotide messenger RNA. Lineage: Eukaryota; Viridiplantae; Streptophyta; Zygnematophyceae; Desmidiales; Closteriaceae. The record is from the annotation of a GenBank genome assembly.